AUGGUCCUCCCUGCAGGUGAUGCAGCAGAAGAGAUUGACCUGACCGUGGUUUACCAAGCAGCAGCUAAUGGUGAUGUGAACACCCUAACUGCGGUAAUCCGAGAAGAUCAUUCCAUCCUGGAAUGCUGCAACAGCGAGGGUUGCACACCUUUGAUGCAUGCUGUGUCAGGAUGCCAGGUUGAUACAGUGAAGCUUCUACUGAAGAUGGGAGCAAAUAUUAAUACUCAAGAUGCUUAUGGAUGAACCAGUUUAUCUCUGGCAACUUAUCUGGGCUGGCUAGAAGGCUGUGUCAGCCUGCUCAGAAAUGGUGCUAAACAGAACAUAUCGGAUAAAAACGGAAGAUCGCCACUACAUGCUGCUACUGCAGAGUCCGAUGUGAGGCUUCUGAAUGUGCUUCUGCAGCAGUCAAAUCUUAGCAAAAUUAAUCAUCAGGACAAUGAGAGUGGCAACAGGAUUCUGUGCUCCAUCAUUCUGGACCACUACCAGGGCCCAUCGAUAAUAAACUACGACGAUGAGAAUGGCAAAACAUGCAUGCACAUUGCUGCUGCUGCGGGCUACAGCGACAUUAUCGGUGCGCUGGCUAAAGUCCCGGAGUGCAACCUGCAGGCCCUUGAUGUGGAUGACAGGACACCUCUGCACUGGGCUGCAGCAGCAGGGAAGGCUGAUUGUGUGCAGACCCUGCUGGAGCUGGGCAUAGAGAGCAGCCCGCGGGACAUCAACGAGAACACCCCUCUCACAUACGCCGUGUACUGUGGGCACACAGCCUGCAUCAAGCUGCUCUCCCAGGAGAACAGAUCAGAGCCAGUUUAUCAGUUUCGCCCUCGGAACAACAGACUCCUAAAGAAAGAAGGAAGAUUCAGUAUGCUGAACCACAUCUUCUCCUGCAAAAAGAAGAGAGAGGAUCAGAAAACCAAUCAGAAAGACAGAAGCAGAGACAGAUACCCUGGAGAGGAGACCUCAGAAGUAGAUGACAUCAUCACCACUUUUGAUUGCAUUAUGGACACAAACUGCAAAGACAUUCCAGAUGACUGCAUGACCACUGCUGACUUUAAAAGAAGGAGCACAGACACAAAAAGGUACCUCAUAUCUGAAAAGCAGCAACCAGAGUGUAAUGGACUUCUGCCCAUUCGAACGCAGAGACUGCCCCCAAUCACUGUGGGCAAUUCUUUCCUAACGGCUUCCCAGAGCCCGGCCUCGGGUCUCUGCUCCAGCAGUACCAGCAGCCACCACUUUGCAGGCAGGUCUCAAAAGGGUAGGAGCGAACACAGUUUGCUAGACCACCGCAGCAGCUGCCAGCCUCUGCUGAACGACCCCUGGAACCCAACUUCUCACCAAAUACUCUCCUACAAAGUCUGUGCUAGAGCUUCUUCGGACAAACUGAUAAAUGCCUUAAGCUCUGACAGAUCCCACCACUUGCUUUUGUGCCCUCCUCGCCUCCCCUCACUUCCCAGUUCUCCAUCAGGUGAAAAAUUUCAACAGAUGUCCUCAGGUCAAUCCAAAAUAAAAGUUCUUACUCCUAUUCGGAACAACCUAGCUCCCGUACACAACCACUGUGCUCAGAAGAAUCAGCUACCAUCUAAUCAAGUUUCUCAAGGUGUUAAGAAGUCUAACUCCCUGCCUUUAAAUUCCUUAAGAACUGGGGCAGUUUUUCUUCCAGCAGCCCAAACCUCCAGGUCCCAGAGAAGAGGAUUUUCCCAGAGUCAUUCACUACAUUCCUUUACAAAAUAA
Messenger RNA from Tinamus guttatus (white-throated tinamou), 1728 nucleotides. The record is from RefSeq and is a predicted model, not a curated record. Lineage: Eukaryota; Metazoa; Chordata; Aves; Tinamiformes; Tinamidae.